CGCCGCUGGACUACUUCGCCCUCGCGCCGCUGCCUCCCGCCCCCGAUUCCCCUCGCGACUGCUCUGACUGCACUCCCGCAGAUCUCGCCGGCGACUCUACCCGACACGCCCCGCCCCUGCCCGGCGCCACCGCGCCCAGCCCGCACUCGGCGGUAGGCGGCCGGCGCGCGGCGUUGUGCACCUGCAGCAGGCCAGCAGCCAGCCGCCCAGCCCGAUUUGAGCUGCCGGUUCCUCUCUUACGAAUUCAGGUGUAAUAGCCUGCAUGAGGAAUUCAGAGUACUACACAAUUUCAUCAGCUAUCCUCACCUGUUACAGCCGUGGGCAGCCUCUGAAUCUUGAUGCACAUUCCCUUCGUCAGGGCUGCCGGCCAUGACAUUUGCUUGCCGUGCUCCUUUGUACAGUAGAUUUGUCAUAUUGAAGAACAUAAUGUCAAUCAGGACCACACGACUACAUAUUAUAUGCAUCAAAUGUGGAAGACUGAACACAUGGGCUGUCUUCUUUGAACUUUUCAAGGGUGGACCACCCUGUUUCCAAAUCCUAGAUCUGCCACUGGUGAUGAUGGCCAUGACGCUGCUCGCCGGCGCCGUGGGGACUGCCGGAGCUGUGUCCCCUCAGCCUGACUCCGACGCAGGGGCUGUGAUGGCUGUAUUCAAGUACAACUUUGCGGCGCAGUUCCUUUCGAGGAUCAUCCCCUUCCUGUACAACGGCUGGUUCGUGCGCCAGCUCAACGCCGACGACUGCGCGGCAUAUGCAUUGCAGCUUCCACUUUUCAUCAAUUGUGUCUUAUUUUUAAGCCGGGAGGGGUUUCGGCGUGCUUGCUUGCGUAAUAAUUCUGGGAGUGGUGAUGUGUUAAGUGACGAAGAGAUACUGAAGGUAGCUUGGAUGAUCAUCCCGUUUGGCUUGUUUGUGACUUUUAUCGGCAGUCUAUUUGUGUUGAGAAUAAAGAAACUGAAGUUAUCUGACCCUUAUGCAAAAGCUACAUUGAUCAUCGCAUUUCAUGCUGUCAUGCAGCUAAAUGGAGCAUCUUGUAGAAUUGCAUGCACUAACCAGUUCUCCCAAAAGCUCAAGCUGAUGGGAAAAGGAUUUGCAUGUAUGUUGGAGCUACUGGCAGAACCUUUGUAUAUUCUUUCCCAAACAAAGAAAUACUACAUAAUAAGAGUGUAUACCGAACCUACAGCUACUCUGCUACGUUGCCUAACAACUUAUAUCUUCAUAAAAGGACAAAUUAAAGUGGAGAAGCUGGUAGUAUUUGCUUUGUCUCAGGUCGUUUAUGCAGCCUGCAUUUUCAUUGGAUAUUGGACAUAUUUUCUUUUAUUUGCUAAUAUCAGAACUUUUGAUCUCCUUCCAUUCAGGUUGUCAACCCUGAUGGUCUAUGAUAAACAGUUAUUGCACAUGUGCAUAUUGUUUACAGGCCAGACUAUCAGGAAGCUGAUCCUCCAAGAAGGCGAAAAAUUUGUUCUUGUUUGGUUUGAUACUCCAUUUAACCAGGCUGCAUAUGGUCUUGUGGAUAAAUUAGGAAGUCUGGUUGUUAGAAUAGUUUUCCUGCCAUUUGAGGAGAGUUCUUAUGCUACAUUCACCCAGUUAGCAUCAGGGCAAACUCCUGAGAAUGUAUCCAAUCUGGAAGGUUCUUUGCUCGGAGCUCUUAAACUUAUUACGCUGAUAGGUCUCGUGGUCAUUUCUUUUGGUCCAAGUUAUUCAUACACCCUUCUGAAUCUACUAUAUGGAAGAAGAUAUAGUGAUGGCGAAGCUACAGCUGUCCUCCGUUACUAUUGUGUUUACAUAAUCUUCUUAGCAAUGAAUGGCACUUCUGAAGCUUUCCUUCAUUCUGUUGCCAAUGAAAACCAGCUUAAGCAGUCAAACAAUAUGUUGCUCCUUUUCUCAGCAAUUUAUACUGUUCUAAAUGUUGCUUUUAUUAAAUCCGCCGGAGCUGUUGGGUUGAUCGCUGCAAAUUCUGUCAAUAUGCUACUGCGAAUCUCAUAUUCUGCAGUAUUCAUCAACGAGUAUUUUAAGGGCUCAUUCUCCUUCUACCGCUGCUUGCCAGCGGGCUGGGGCGUUCUGCUCAUUUCUGGUCUGACCACAGCUUUCUCCGAGAGGAUGUUUCUGAAUAGAAAUAGGUUCAAGCAGACCCUUCCCAUUCACAUGGUGAUAGGCAUCAUGUGCCUGGGCUUCUCAUUGCUUGAGAUAUAUCGUGGUGAAAAGCAGUUCUUGAUGAGCAUCGUCAAAUCGUUGAAGGGCCACGACAAACACACAUGAACUUGUAUAUUUGGGACAAGUGGAUUUACCCCAGAUAUAUAACUGAUAUUGCCAUACAACAUAUGUGUUGCAAAUACAUGUAUACUGGGUAGAGUACCCAAGAAAGGAGCUGGACCCAGCAGCUGGAGAGGCUUCUUAAAGAACAAAUCAAAUUGACCGAAAUCAUAGAUCGCCGUUCUGCAGAAUUGAAUUGCUGUGACAAGUUAUAGAGGCGACAUAAAGCAUAGAUCAUCUGGGUAGAUAGGUGAUAUAUUCUGUAACUUUUCUACACCGGACUUGUUAAGAUUAAAUUGCCGCAUGGUUGCCAGAAUUUACCAUGUGCCAGUCAGGUUUAUUUACCUGAGUUUCGAUGCAGAACUUUACAAAUUUUUCUUAAUUGUUUAACUAGUCAGCUGGGAAUGAAUUGUGUGGUAAUGAUUUUAUGUCUGACGAUUGUGCAAUUUCAAGUAGUUGAGUGGAUCAACUCCUUAAUUUCAUCAUGGACAUGUUAUAUCAACAA
Messenger RNA from Aegilops tauschii subsp. strangulata, 2752 nucleotides. RefSeq lists its product as uncharacterized. NCBI's taxonomy places the organism in Eukaryota, Viridiplantae, Streptophyta, Magnoliopsida, Poales, Poaceae. Gene Ontology annotation, biological process: dolichol-linked oligosaccharide biosynthetic process; glycolipid translocation. The record is from RefSeq and is a predicted model, not a curated record. Gene Ontology annotation, cellular component: endoplasmic reticulum membrane.